CCGUCCCAGAAUCCCAAUUCCACCGUAUCUUUUUCUUUUCUAUAUUUCUGCAAAUCCCAAGUUGAUGAAAACGAAGCGCAUUUCGAAUAAGGCUCCCUUCUCUCAAGAACGGAUACUCCUCUCUCUCUCUCUCUGAUGAGCGAUGACCCUUCUUUCCUUUUUUUUUUUUUUUUUUUUAAUACUCACAAAAUGUGACUGCUAUCAACAAUUUUAAUGUCUCCUCCAACCAGUACUACUCGCACUACGACGAUUCGAUUUCUUGGAAUUGAUUCGCUUUAUCCAGUCCGACUCAUCUUCCCGAAAUGUGCUUUUAAAUCCAAGAUGCGAAUUCCAAAGAAGCCGAUUUCCUUUUUCUUUUCCCUCCUCUUUACUGCUCAGCCAUCUCCUGCUUUCGCUUCUCCAAUCCGUUUUCAUCCCAGAAUUCUUGCUUGUCGUCUCAGUUCGGAAGCCGGAGACCAAGCUUUAGGGAGCAGAGGAACUAGUUUCGGCGUCGCAGGAGCCAAUCAGUUGCAUGCUAGCUACAUAAUGGAUGGUGUUGAUAUAGAUAAAACAUCACAAUUUCAACAUGGUGUUUGUAGUGAUGGUGGUCGGGACCAAUGGAUUUGGUCUUCUCCUGAAGGGGGCCGUAAAAUUGAUUUGGGAAAGCAGAUAUUCUGUAAUAGAUCCUUAAAUAUGAAGAAUAUUGUUGCAGUUGGGUUUGAUAUGGAUUACACCCUUGCUCAAUACAUGCCCGAAACAUUUGAAUCCCUUGCAUACAAUGGCACAAUUAAGAAGCUGGUUUAUGAUUUGGGAUACCCACCAGAGUUACUGGACUGGUCUUUCGAUUGGGAAUACAUGGUCAGGGGUUUGGUUCUUGAUAAGAAGAGAGGAAACAUCUUAAAGAUGGAUCGCCACAAAUAUGUAAAGGUUGCCUAUCAUGGUUUUUGUGAAAUGACAAAGGAAGAUAAAAUAGCAACUUAUGGGAACACCUUGUUACGGGAUUCAUUUGAUGAACCUGAUUACGCUCUUAUUGAUACUCUUUUUUCGCUAGCGGAAGCCUACCUAUUUGCGCAACUUGUGGACUUCAAGGAUAGGAAUCCUGGAAAAGUUCCCAAUGGUGCUGACUACUCUCGUAUGUACAAAGAUGUUCGAGCUGCAGUUGAUUUGUGUCACCGGGAUGGAACUUUAAAGCAAAUGGUUGCCAAAGACCCAAAAAAGUAUAUCAAUGAGGAUACUUCAAUUGUGCCCAUGCUUAAAAUGCUAGGAGAUUCUGGUCGUGCCACAUUCUUGGUGACAAACAGCUUAUGGGACUACACAAAUGUUGUGAUGAAUUUCCUCUGUUGCCAUCGAACUUUGGAUGGUAGUUCCCCAUGCAAUUAUGAUUGGCUCGAGAACUUUGAUGUUGUCAUUACUGGCAGUUCAAAGCCAAGCUUUUUCCAUGAAGACAAUCGAGCAAACUUGUUUGAGGUUGAACCUGAGUCAGGAAUGCUAGUUAAUACGGAUAAUGGCACUCCUUACCCUCAGAUUGGAAGUUCUUCACCUAUGUUACCUUCUAUGGGCCUGAAGAAGGGAUGUAGAGUUUUCCAGGGAGGGAGUGUUGGGCAUCUGCAUAAACUGCUUUCAAUUGAAUCAAGUUCACAGGUUCUUUAUGUUGGAGAUCAUAUUUAUGGAGAUAUUUUGCGAAGCAAAAAAGUUCUGGGGUGGAGAACAAUGCUUGUUGUUCCAGAGCUUGAGAGAGAGGUGGAACUACUUUGGGAGUCGAGGGAUACUCGUAAGGAACUUCGAUUGCUAAGGAAAGAGCGUGAUCUUAUUGAGGACAAAAUACAUCAUCUGCAAUGGUCUCUGAAGUUUGAAGGUGUUAAUGCUGAGGAAAAGCUGAAGUUUGCUUCUAAGCUCAAAGAAUUGGAGACACAGAAGGAGAAAGUUCGUCUCCGUCAUCAACAGACUCAGCGAAAAUGUCACCAAAAGAUUUCUUGCAAUCUAUUUCAGUUUCAUAAAGUUUGGGGACAACUCAUGAAGACUGGAUUCCAGAACUCUCGCUUUGCACAUCAGGUGGAGAGGUUUGCCUGUCUCUACACAAGCCAAGUCACCAACCUGAGCUUGUACUCCCCUGACAAAUACUAUCGACCCAGUGAAGACUUCAUGCCACAUGAAUUUGAUAUUCUCGCAAUUUGACGUGUGCAGUAAUGAGACUUGAACAGCAUAGAAUCAAGUCCUUGAGACUAUGGAAAGAGAAUAAUCUCUAGCAUCAUGGGUAAUGUGUACCUCUUAAAAAGGGUGGUUGAUCAUUUCAAGGCUCAUGUACUUGGUAUACCCUUGUAGAAUUGUACCAUAUCAAUGUAAUCAAACUAAUUAAUGUUUUAUAUAGCUCAUAAUUUGUGACAAAUACUAUACACUUGUUAUACCCUUGUCCAAUUGUACCAUAUCAAUGUCAUGUGAAAAAAAAUGUAUCAUAUGAGCAUUUCUUGCAUUAUGUUACAACUUUCUUUUGUUCAA
Molecule: messenger RNA, 2475 nt
Organism: Macadamia integrifolia
Lineage: Eukaryota; Viridiplantae; Streptophyta; Magnoliopsida; Proteales; Proteaceae
Product: 5'-nucleotidase domain-containing protein 4-like
Exons: 17
Coding region: 214-2154 (646 amino acids)
Molecular function (GO): 5'-nucleotidase activity
Source: RefSeq, a predicted model, not a curated record